AUGUCCCAUGCAGCCGACCGAGCGCAGCGAUGGGAAGCAAUGAACCGCGCUCGAUCCAUUCCUCGACAUGCGAUCAAAGCAUCCGGCCGAACGCACCGGUCGACCAGGAAGGCAAAUGACUACGGUCGACCCAGAUCAUCACCUCAUGACCAAGACCAUCACAUCACGGCCGACCCCGACGGCCGACGACAUCCCUUGCACGGUCGACCCGAGGUAACUGACGAAGCUGUUGUCACGUUUUCCACCAGCAUUUUUACAGCAGGCUCCGGUGUGCCUCCGAUGGCCUGGGUGCAGCAGGGAGCUGCGAUAGCAGAGCGGCCAAGGGCUGCAGCUGUGGGUGUUCCGCCUUAUCUAGAGAUUAUGGGGCAUAUGCAGAGGAAAGCUACACCAUUAUUUGAAGGCGGAGUUGGUCCAGAGGAGGCCGACGAGUGGCAUCUCAGACUGGAGCGAAAUUUCCAUUCUAUCAGAUGUCCAUUGGAGUAUCAGGUGGAGUUAGUUGUCCACUAUCUGAGUGGUGACACGUAUUUGUGGUAG
Microthlaspi erraticum is the source of this 534-nucleotide messenger RNA. NCBI's taxonomy places the organism in Eukaryota, Viridiplantae, Streptophyta, Magnoliopsida, Brassicales, Brassicaceae. The record is from the annotation of a GenBank genome assembly.